Messenger RNA from Nicotiana attenuata, 966 nucleotides. RefSeq names its product HVA22-like protein k. The transcript has 8 exons. The record is from RefSeq and is a predicted model, not a curated record. Lineage: Eukaryota; Viridiplantae; Streptophyta; Magnoliopsida; Solanales; Solanaceae. Bases 98 to 700 code for a protein of 200 amino acids.
UUAUGUGUAGUUCCACAAAAAGUCAAUAGAUCGCAGUAUUGGUACUCAAAUUUGCCAGACGAUUGCCGGAACUGAAAAAAAGCUCCCCUUUCCGGGAAUGGCAGGAAUGGCUAUGUUUGCCUCAAAUCUCUCCAGCGAGGUUGGGUUAAAAUUGCUUCUUAGUCCGCUUAAUACUAAUGUUGUUGUCCGCACUGCAUGCUGUUCUGUGGGGAUUCUUUUGCCUGUUUAUUCUACUUUCAAAGCAAUUGAGAUGAGGGAUCAAAACGAGCAACAGAAAUGGCUUCUGUACUGGGCAGCAUAUGGAUCUUUCAGUAUUCUUGAAGCAUUCACGGAUAAAUUUCUCUACUGGUUCCCACUAUACUAUCAUGUGAAGUUCGCAUUUCUUGUUUGGCUUCAACUUCCAUCUGCUGAUGGUGCUAAGCAAUUGUACACAAACCAUCUACGCCCUUUCCUCAUGAGACAUCAAGGAAGACUGGAUAAUAUUUUGGAGUUAUUUCAUGGAGAACUGGCCAAAUUCAUUAGCACCCACCAAACAGAAAUCCAAUUUGCACAGAUGCUUCUUGCCAAAAGUUUAUUAUCAGUUGGGAGUAUUCUUCUACCUGGGCAAGGACGAGUUGUUGGUACAAUUGAAGGUCCAGCAGCGCAAGUAGAGACUUCAGCACAGCAAGUAGAGACUUCAGAGUUGGAAGAUGAAUCAUGAUGCUUUUUUUUUUUUUCAAAACCAGAUGAAGUACCUUCUCUCUGUUGUACAUCAUAUCAACUUAGUUUAGCUUUUUUUCUUUUUUUCAUGUUCUCAGCAUCUUUGAUGCAAAAUAUAUAGAAAGUGAUCCGUGUAUACAUAAUUUCCGGAGGAGUCAAUUUUGUUGUGGUUUUGUGGUUUUCCUUCUUCGUUUUCCUGUAAAUAUUUAUCAACAGAAAGUGCUGAAUUCACCCACAAUGGCACAAUAUUAAGUAUUACUAUGCAUA